Messenger RNA from Auxenochlorella protothecoides, 594 nucleotides. RefSeq lists its product as hypothetical. The transcript is spliced from 4 exons. The record is from RefSeq and is a predicted model, not a curated record. The coding region runs from base 1 to 594 and encodes 197 amino acids. NCBI's taxonomy places the organism in Eukaryota, Viridiplantae, Chlorophyta, Trebouxiophyceae, Chlorellales, Chlorellaceae.
AUGUGGGACCUCGUGGCUACUGCCGCGGCAGGUCUGAAUGCUGGCGUGGGUCUGGAGGCUGCUGUGGCUGGGUGUCCUUCCGCCAACGAUGCGGAAGCGUUUGGACGUUUUGUGGGACACGGCUCGUUGUGGAUCGUGGCGGCCGUGAGCGCAGGGGUCAGCAUCCCCUACAACCUCCUGCUCAUGAGCUCGCCCUCCCCGGUGCCGGCCCCCAGCAACCUCAGCUCCCGCCGUCCCGUCACCUUUGCCGACCCGCCUGCCAGCACCCUUGGCGCGGAGGACGGAGGCCUGGAGGACGGCAUACAGUCCCCCAGCGCAUUUGCGGGGCAUCCCGGGUUUCACUCUGCGGACCUGGAUGCGUUGGAUGACCUGGGCAUGGCGAAGAGGCGCUCGCCCCAGCAGCCAGCUCAGGCGCGUCGCCUGAUGUAUGCCAAGUCAGGCAUCCUGGUCAACCCUGUGGAUCUGUCGAGGUCCUGGUCAAGGAAGUUCUGGUUCCAAGCGGCCCUGUCCCUUACGGUCUUUGGCGGCAUGGUCUCCAUCCUGGCAACCCGCAAGAGUUCUAUGACGGCGGGAGGCGGAUAUGCGCCAUUCUGA